Molecule: messenger RNA, 9130 nt
Organism: Hyalella azteca
Lineage: Eukaryota; Metazoa; Arthropoda; Malacostraca; Amphipoda; Hyalellidae
Exons: 10
Coding region: 145-7041 (2298 amino acids)
Source: RefSeq, a predicted model, not a curated record
CUGCGUCUGCUGUGUUUUUUUUGGGAUGCGAUACGCGAGCGUGUUUAACAGGCUUAUGCGAAUCCUUUAUUUCAAUUUAAUAAUUUUUUGCAUGUUAAGUAGUAUGUUCAGCCAAGUUUGCUCUGUAAAUUUUUUCAAGUAGCCAUGUCCAGCCAUGGCAGUGAUAAUUUAUCUCUAAAUAAAGGUAGCUUCAUCCUACCACAAAAUCCUGGGUUGAUUCACCUACCUAGUUCAGUUCCAUCUCCAUUGGACCCAAGGUUUAUUGCCCGGAGUAGGUUCCCUCUACCUGCUGGGAUGCCAACCGUAACACCUGUCAUUAAUGUUGAGAUGCAGCAGAAAGCUGGACUGCUUCCAAUUCCUCCCAUGCUUCCUGGAAGCCUGCCUGGCAGUUCUUUAGGUGUAAAUUCUAUACAUCUUCCUCCCAGCCUCCCUACAUAUCUGCCACCUCCUGUUGCUAUGCCUUCAUCUACCAAUUUCCUGCCCACAUCCUUGCCUCCUCUUCCUGUGACCAGCUCCAUCACUUCCAUGUCUGGCUCUGAACCAAAUGUUACAUCUGAAUCUAAAAUUGGCAGCCAGACUCUUAAAUCUGUAAAUACCAAUGAAGGAGAUGCAACUCUGAAGAACAAAAUGCUGGAUGCAGGAUCUAAAAAUAUGAAUGAACCAUCUGAACAGAUAAGUGCACCGGGAGACCCAGGAGCUGAGAAGGGCAGUACCACUUCUUCCUCGCAGUUGUCAACUCGUCCUCUGCUGGGGAAACUUGCUGCCAAAAAACGCCUUCUUGCCUUCUCUGGGAAGACCUCGUUUGCCCUCAAUCGACCAGCCAAGUCUGUUGCUAAGAGUGCACUCGCAGAUGCAGAUGACGAGGAGGCAGCAAAGACAGCUGCUGGUACAAGCACUUCGUCAGAAAACAAGAAAUCUGCUCAGCCUGCCAAAAAGAAGAAAAAGGAGGAAAAGGUGUCGUCCAUUGAUCAAAUUAUCAUGCAAGAAAGUCGUAUUCGUGAAGCAUUGGGUGUUCAUGGCAUGAACUUUAACCCCUAUACUCCUCAGUUUGCAACUUUCCUUGAUAAUCCUGAAAGUUUGAAGCGUCUUGAAGAAAAAGGUAAGAAUUAUGUACAGAAAUUAGAACAGAGGAAGAGAGACGAAGAACGCCGUGAGAAAGAAAAACAGGAGAAAAAGGAGCGGGAGAGGAAAGAACGAGAACUGGAAAAGGCUAGGAGAAAAGAAAGGGAAAUUGAAAAAGCUAAGGCUGCCAAGGAAGAAAAAGAGGCUAGAGAGGCAAAAAAGUUGAAGGAGAAAGAGCAGAGCGCUAACAAGGAAAAAACUAGCAGUGGAGCAUCUGAAGCCAAAUCUGCUCGAACAUCAAAAUCCAGUUCCUCGAGUACUAACAAUAAGAAACGAGACUCGAGCGGCAGCAGGUCUGGAAAAACAAUUCAACAAAUGCCAAGAAAUUGGGAGGAAUUUUGCAGCUUGAAGAUGUCAUGGGAACAAUGGGAGAAAUUUUUGAGUUCUUGCAAAGACGUAAGCCGACAAAGCCGAGUUUUGGAAGCUGUCAAUGCCGUAAGCAAAGAUGAAGAAGGGACUGUCCUGUUCCCAGGGCGCAUUGUCCAGUUAACGUCCACAAAACCAUCCAUUUCUUAUGCCGAGAAUCCACGUUUAAAUCAAGAUUUUUAUAUGAAUAGACAGUGUGCAUUGAUGAAAUUGAGCCGCGAGGAUCUCAAAAUCAUGGAACAAGUUUGGAAUGCCGAUCACCUUGUGUGCCCCGAUACAAAUUCCGAAAAUUACCCAGAAUUUUCUCAGUUUCAUUGGUAUCCUGAGGAUUGGAUCUCAGACGACUCGGGAAGGCUAUCAAGACAGAGCCUUAGUCAAAUCCCAUCAAAAUGGGAUUCUGAUGAAGAAAAUAAUGAUCAAGGUUCAAGAAAUAUUGGUAAAAAACCUCUCCUUCAGGAAUAUAUUCAAGAAAGCAAAAAUGUGCUUAUGAAGGCUGAAGCAUUCAUUCAAUCUUUCUCGGAAAAAUAUGAAGAAAGAAGUCACAAAAAAGUUGACGAAGAAUAUGAAGGUAGAAAUGAAAAAGUUGAUGGAAAAUAUGAAGAAAGAAGUCACGCAAAAGUUGACCAAAAAUAUGAAGAAAGAAAUCGCGAAAAAGUUGAUGGAAAAUAUGAAGAAAGAAGUCACGCAAAAGUUGACCAAAAAUUUGAAGAAAGAAGUCGCGAAAAAGUUGACAGAAAAUAUGAAAGAAGAAGUCACGAAAAAGUUGAUGGAAAAUAUGAAGAAAGAAGUCACAAAAAAAUUGACGGUAAAUAUGACGAAAGAAGCCAAGAAGUUCACAGCAAGGGGAGUGAACUGGACGCUGAAAAUCAGAAGAACAUCAGCAAAGAAGGUGAAAUUCUUCAUUCGGGUUCUGGAAUUGCUGAUGAAUAUGAAACAUUCCUGCACCUUGUUGACUCAGAGAAACUCGAAGGUCAGAGUUAUGCCGAAGAGGUGUCACAUUCUGGCAGGUCAUCAGCAGCAUCAAAAGAAUACAUUUCAUGUGCCGAGCCAGAUGCAGUGAACAUCGGUAAAACUGAAGACGAAAAAACUCACGGUGAAGAAGAAAUGGCAGAUGAUACAAAGCUUGAGUCCGUGGAUGAUUCAGAAAGAAUGAUGUCGGCUGCUGAGUGGAAUAAAUUGAGGAAGAAGGAAAAGAAAGAAAAGAAAAAGGCCAAAAAGGCUGCUAGAAAACUUAAGAAAGCGGCAAAAAAAGCAAAAAAGUUGGCUGAGAAAGCAAAGAAGAAAGCUUCCAAUAGCGAAUCUACUGACGAAUUUUCUCUUGCUGAUGAGUCGAGUUUUGACCAGCAUGAAACAUCAGUUGACCAAGAUCAUCUAAACAAAGUCGUGUACCAGACUCCUUGCUCUAGCUCUGCAAACUCGAGUCUUUCAGAGCCAGCCAAGGAGACUGCUCCGCCCUCUUCUCCUCAACCAUAUUCUCCUUCGUCGGCCUAUUCUUCAAUAUCUAAUUCACCUGAACAACCGGUUCCGUCCACAGACCUAGAAGAAAUUAGUGAUGGUAACCGCAAUGCUUCACUUGCACCUUCGCCACCCGUUCUCCCUGAUGCUGUUCCACCACUUCCAACAGGCAAGCGAACUGACCGAUCUAUUCUCCCAUCUGCAGGCUCAGAACUUCGCUUCCCACCAGAUUCUUCUUCAGUGUUGCCGCCUCUUCCUCCGUCUACGGUCUCUACUACUCCAAUUUCUUUUACGUCUGUUCCACCUCCUCUUCCUGCGGUUAGUGUACCUCAUUAUCAACUUCUACUGAGUGGCCCUCCACCUCCUAUUCCUUCCCACUCCCUUCCUCUCCCAUCAUCCUUGUACAGCACUCCUCCUCCUUCAGUUCCUGUUCAGAGUUCACACCAUCAGCUGGACUUCAGCGAGUUGUUCAGGCAAGGGGCUUCUGUUUUGUGCAGCGUGCGUCCUCCUCCAUUGCCGUCGUCCUACUCAGCUCCUGGCACUGAUAGUUCGAAUCAAGGAUCAGUUUACUCAAACCAUAGUACUAGUUUUCAUAAGAUUACCUCUGAAUUUAAUUCUUCAAUGCCAGAAAACAAUUCGGUACAAUCGCUGGAUAUACCGAUGCCCUCGAUUUGCCCGCCUGCCGCACAUUCACCAAAAGAAAUGCAAUCAACUCGAGAAGCAUCAGUAAACGUUCCUCAGCAAUACGAAGCAACCAAACCUCUGAAAUUUCAAUCUAAGCUUGAACAUGAUUGCUUCACUCCGUCACCUGACGUAUCUCAAGACGAAGACUCGAGAAGUUCUACUCCCGUCGGUAAAAGAGAGAUUCGUUCUAUUGCUUUUAAGCUUGAUUCACUCAAGACUACGAGCAAGAGCAAAGUCCUGCGAAAAAGUGCAUUGCAAGGCUUUGAAGAGGAGGAAGCCCACCGUAAGAAACUGCCGAAACCUGUCUUUGAGAGCGUUCGGUGUGAACAGACCGAAUCGUCUCGCGAGUGUAUCGACGAAGCUGAUAGUAGCCAUGGCUCUCCUGCAGUUCGGACUUCAGAUAUUGCUGACUUCCCGCAGACAGGAGUUACUGAAAUCACAAGUAAAGUUGGAGGGUCUUAUCCGGAUCCAACUGAAGUUGAUCGGAAAAUUUCUCCCAUAAACGCAGAUAAACCAGAACGGAUCGCCUCGACCGGCCAGGAAAGUAUGUCUCAGGAACACCUCGACUCUGGUAAACGAUUGUGGUCGAACGACAAAAACGAUGAAUCCGGUGCUCAAAUUUCUGACAGGAAUCAGACACUAGACGACAACAGUGGCAAACUCUCUGUUGGUAGAACGGACAUUUCUUCAGAUGGCCAAUGGGCAAAACUUGCGGUCCGCGAACGGGAGGAAUCUGAAGGCCAGAAAGACAAGUCGCCCGAUCGUCAGCAUGAUCAAUCUUAUGAGCGAGGAAAAGGUCGUUUUCCUAACCAGGAAGAAGAUCGUUCUCCUGACCGCAGUAAGAGAUCUCCUGAUGCUAGAAGCGACCGAUCACCGGCAAUUAAGAGAGAUCGAUCUCCUGAUCGUAAAAGAGACCGAUCUCCUGAUCGUAAAAGGGACCGAUCUCCUGAUCGUAAAAGGGACCGAUCUCCUGGUCGUAAAAGGGACCGAUCUCCUGGCCGUAAAAGACCUCGAUCUCCUGAUCGUAAAAGGGAUCGAUCUCCUGAUCGUAAAAGGGAUCGAUCUCCUGAUCGUAAAAGGGAUCGAUCUCCUGACCGUAAAAGAGGUCGAUCUCCCGGUAAGAAAAGAGAUCGUUCUCCAGAUAACAAGAGAAAUCAAUCUAGUAAGAGUGAUCGAUCUCCUGGUACUAAAACCGAUCGAUCAUCUGAUAACAAAAGAGAUCGAUCUCCCGACCGGAGAGAGGAAAGAUCUAUGGAGAACAAGAGCCGAAGGUCUCCGAUUCGUAAAAGCAUUAGGUCUCCGGACCGCGAACAGGAUCGUUCUAGGGACCGAAGUCCUUUGAGGAGGCGUGAUGGUUCUCGUGACCAAUCUCUUGAUCCCAGCCGGAAAUCUCAGAGAGAAUCCAGAGGGCGCGGAAGAUCUCCUCUCGGUCGCGAUGAUCAGACGCGUAGGAGAAGAAGCAGCGUCUCGCCCGGCAGUGACCGCGAUGGACAACCUGCUGAUCCUUGGCAGACUGACUUCCGUCAAAACGAUCGCAGCCGAGAAGAAAGUUUCGAUGAUCGUUCCGUCUCGUCACCAGGUUCUCGGGCUCAGCUUUCAUCGCCGAUGAAGAUUCCUUCUAUCGUGCAGCUUCACUACUCGGAUAAAUCCGGCGAAUUUACGCCCGAUGAACACAGGCCUGAGUGGAACUACGAUGCCGCUGAAAUGGAAGAACCAGUUUUUCAAGAAUGGCAAAACCGCAACUUGAGCAGCAACAAUGUUCUCAUCGACACUUCCCUCGCCGGGAACUCCCUCAUGUUACCUGCCGAAGCUCCUCCUCUUCCACCACCCAUCCCUGCCACAGGUCCCAACUCAUCUGAAGUCGUACAUGAAACCCAGGACCUGCGUGAUGGUGCUGAGUUCUCACCUUCGCCGCCCGGGUCUCCCACGGAGCGGCUCUCUCUAGACGACCGCCUGGCUAAGGAACACGGCCUUGUUAUGCACGAGAAGCCUCAGUCGCCGGUCGUUGGCAUUGACGCCUCCCAACCAUCGUGGAAUGUUCCCAGUUCAUCGCCUGCAUCUAACGUCAUCCAAGUGGGUAACAUGCUACAAAUUUUGCCCCAAGAAAUACCGCCUCCACCUCCUCUUCCUGCUUCCAACCAAGAUCUCACCUCGGAUAACAUCAAUCUUCUUUCCCGGCUUAACGACGAGCUCAGAGCUGGGAUUUCUGGAUUCGAGAAAAGCUCCUCGACCAGCGCGGACGGUAAAACAGACUCGGGCGCCGACAUCCUACCGCUGAUCGUGGCGGGCGCCGCCGCUGCUGCCGCCGCCGCCGCUGCUGGCAGCCCUAGCGCCAACCCCAGCGCCGUGGCUCAGCUCAUCUCCCUCUUGCAGCAGACUGCUGGCCGUGCUCCGGCGACUUCGGCUAUACCGGUUCCGGCUCCUCCUUUGCCUCCUGCACAGCCGUCGGUUGAAGAGCUUCAACUUCAGCAGGAAGAACUUCUGAAGCAGGAGAGACAAGCUGAACUGCUGAAGCAGCAACAGCAGCACGCGCGCAAGCUUCGCAAGGAGCGGCGUGAGAGGCGGCGACUGGAGCGCGAAGCUCGACGAGAAGCGCGACGCACUGCCGAGGAGCAGAGAACUGCUGAUCAGCAGCAGCAGCAGGACAGCGAUGAUGAUGAGGCUACCAUCAGAGAAGCCAUGAGCGAGGAACCGAACCUGGGCUCGCCGGUGGCCGAAUACGAGCUCGAGGCCGAGGCGGAAGAGGCGCGUGCCGAAUCGCUGCGGCAGGCGGAGGAGGCCAUGGAGAAGAGGCUUCAGAAAUACAUGCCCGCCCCCGCACCUGACCGCGGCAUCCUCAUGAGUCCCAAUUACAGAAUACGCGGAGUCUCGUCGGGGAAGAACGUCAGGUUCGCUGACGGUGUGCUGCCUGGGGAAGGGACCUCGCCAUCGGGAGGAGAGGAAAUCCACUCCCCGCCCCCACCACCUUCCGAGGAACAGGACAAUGGCGAUGGCACGUCUGGAGUCCGUCCUCCUCGUGAGAAGAAACUCAGGAAGAAAAACAAGCCUCGCACUCGCGUCAUCAAAGUGUUCGAGGGGAUGAACGAAGAAGAUGCGUUGAGCGCUUCUCCCCCUCCACCUCCGACAUCUCCCCCUCCAGGAUGCACCCCCAUUUUUCUGUAUCCUGGCUACGCCCAUUAUACGCUCUCCGAGCCUGGCACUGCGGUUCUCUACACCCACCCCCAACCUCCUACUUCCCUCCCCCACACUCCCAACGAAUUUCCUCCUCAGGGAGCGAGGUUUGACCUGAACGAUGGGUCGUCCCCGUUUAUGGAGACCUAUGAUGCCUCAACAAACAUGCCUCCAUUCCCAGUGUUGAACGGGUCACCCUUCGUCCACGGGGAAGGUUGUUCGCCCUACGUCUCUCAAUCUUGAGGUGUUGUUGAGGCUCUACAAAUGUGGUCCUUCUAUUGCAUAGUCGGGUCAAUAGUCAUCAUGAUGGACAAACCACAUUUCCUGUAAUUUGUUUUGGUUUUGAUAUUAUAACCUUAAUAGGAAAAGUAAUCUGACUGGACUGAGUUUAUCUGGACAGACAGUCUAAAGCUUCAACAGUUUGUUGUGUUUGACUUGUGUGUACAAUGCCACACAUGAUUAUCUAUUCUAUAAAACUGUAAAUGUGUCAGUGAAAAACGGAAGAUAGCAGUUUUCUCGCUGACAUGAGACGUUUUGCUUAAAGUUUUUUUUAUUGACAUGGCAUUAUAAUGUAAUUUUUCUCUCUAACAUAUUACUUUGUACAUUAUUGUGAGAUAAAACGACUGAUCUUACAUGUCUUAAGAAACAUUAUGAUGGUUAACUGGAUUAGUAUUUUUUUUUCAUUUCUUUGCUCCAAAUAACUUUGCUGGUAAUGGAUAAACCUCCCAAAGUUAUGUUGGGGCGUAGAAUUUUUUUUGUUGUUACAGCCAUAAAUUAUAAGGCUUUCCGGGAUCAACAAAGUUAAGCACCAGUUCCAUGAAUUUCAUUAAUUGGUGUCAUCAAAAAACGCGUUUCAGCUACAAAAUUUAAGGAUAUUAUGACUUCUUGAUUUAUUCACCAUGAAAGCAUCGCGACUCCAGUUAAUUUACUUGAAUUUUCUCGAAUUGCCAUUCGUAUAUAAUACACCAAUCCACUUCUCUGCGUGCAUGAUUUAAGUGUGGGUGCUUUUGUUGUGAGGUCUUGAUUUUUUAUUAAUAAUAUUUUUCCACCUGAUUGAACUGAGAUUUUGGCACAUUCAAAUCUCCUUUCGCUAUUCACUUUAAAUUCACACUUCUAAUCUUAUAAUAAGAGAAAUUUUUAUCCUUUAGAGAUAUCCUCGAGCACUGUGGAGACAUUUCUUUUUUCUAAUGUAAGAAUGAAAAAAAUUUCUUAAAUUUUUAUUUAUGAGGUCGUCCCUCGCAAUGUCGCUAUGAUUCAACCCAGUUUCGAGGUGAUGAUGGUUGAUUUUUGUUUACUUCUUUCUGUUCUUUUGUGGUAUGUUUUUAGGGUUUGUUUAUUCUAGUACAAAACUAUAAACGUAAAGUCAGGAUGAGUAAGCAGGUACGUCUAGACGUAGCUCUGCCUUAGCUUAGUAGAGCCCAAUAACAGGAUUACAAAUUAUCCCAUUUAUUUCGUUAGCCGUGAUAGCAAAAUGGCUGUAAUGCUUCGAAGCAAUAGUAAUAAUACGUGGACGUUACGUUAUUGUCACGUUACCAUUGCAAUGACAAGAUGCUCAACCAAUGACGAUUGCUAUGUAAACACAUUUGAGAACGUUUUGUUUGUAGAUUUCAGUAUUGGUGAUGAUAUAAAAUUAGCCUAAAAUUUUUUUCAUUGUGGCGACAAAACAUGUACCUUCUGCGACUUUUUGCUGUUUGACAUCAUUCAAUGGAAAAAUUUGUUGUAACCAUGUUACAGUGCUAAGUUUUGUUUCUUAAAGGAAUAUUUACUUUCCUCUGUUGAUGUCCUCACCAUUUAAAUAAGGUUAUGGUGACGGCAUACGUGUUUGUUUUAAUUUUUUCGCUAUUGUUUUGACCCUCAUUUUUAGGAGAGGUGAUACGCUUAUGUACAGAACUCAUCUGUACGAAUACUUAUUGUUAUUACCGAGGUGGUUGUUCUUGAUGCGCGUAGUGAAUAGCUGGACCCUAGUGGCAAGCUGGGUACAUUUUAUGCUCACCCUGUUGCUAUUGCUAGAGCUGCAUUAAGAUUAUCUACAAUGUAAGCAUAUUACAGGUGGUACAGUCAGUACAUGGCUCUUAGCAACGCAAAUCGUUAAAAAUGUAGGACCAGAAACAAAAAAAUACUCUUACUAGUUUGUCACUGUGAUUACUGGACUCCUACCUUAUCGGGCAUGUUGAACCGAUUUCAGUGUAACAAAUAUGAGACCGAGACUUUUCUGGUGUGUUCGUGCGUAGCUUUUAUCAAUCAUCAGUUUUAUAUCUCUGAUGAAUGAUGACAUGAAUCGUAUGACCAUAUGUUACUGUGCGCUUUAUUAUGUCAAUAAAUAGUUCCGAAA